This is a messenger RNA of Monosiga brevicollis MX1, 541 nucleotides long. RefSeq lists its product as uncharacterized. The annotation marks the transcript as partial. The transcript has 4 exons. NCBI's taxonomy places the organism in Eukaryota, Choanoflagellata, Craspedida, Salpingoecidae. The record is from RefSeq and is a predicted model, not a curated record.
AUGGCGGUGUGCCCACUGCCCAAGGUCCUGGCGGCCUUGGUACUGGUGGCUAGCACUUGUCUGGGUGGGUUACAUUGCAUGGUUACGACUCGCAACUCGCCAGGACAAGGAUGGGAGCGGACUACGCCUUGGCCCAAGCCCUCCUACUUCCAAAACGGCACUCAGGUCGUGACGGUUGGCAACCUUGCACUGAGCGGGAACGGCAACACCAACGACCAAGUGACCGCGGCGUUUGGUCGUCUUCGCGCCGCAAUCGGCAACAAAACCUUGGUCUUUGGCCCGGACCAUACCCACGGAGUGCCCGCAACGUCCUCAUUGACCAGCGUCCAGGUGCAGCUCGACUCACAGGAUCUGACCCUCAAUGAGAACACGAACAACUCCUACAGCCUUGAGAUGACCACCAGUGGCCAAACCACUUCCGUUACUAUCCUUGCCAACAACGCAUAUGGCGCCAUGCACGCCUUGACCUCGCUGCAACAGCUCAUGGAGCAGCGUGUGGACGGCACAGUGGUCAUUCGCGGUGCCCCCUGGUUCAUUCAUG